Messenger RNA from Symbiodinium necroappetens, 268 nucleotides. Lineage: Eukaryota; Dinophyceae; Suessiales; Symbiodiniaceae. The record is from the annotation of a GenBank genome assembly.
GUACAUAUCGCAGAACUUCCUUCCCUUGGCGGAGAACUCCGUGACCGUCUGGAUAGCCUUGGACGAUGCCGAUGCGGAGACGGGCGUGGUCGAGUACGCUGUGGGCUCUCACCGGUGGCCGGCUGCCAAAGCUUCGGCUGUCGACUCGGCAUUCCAUGGCGCAGAGGACGAGCUCUCUUCAGUGCGCGCGGCAGCGGCCGCCGCGGGGGCGGAGCUGGAGAUCAAGCGCCUCAAGGUGCCCUGCGGAGCGGCCGUCUUCCAUCACCAG